AUGGCUCAAGAACAGACUUUGCAAUUACGCCUACGCGUGCUCGCCCGUGAUGAAUACUUUGCCAUCGCUGCAUUAGCUUUGUUUGCUUCCCAUGUCGUUCUCGGAUGGUUCCCCACCAUGGAUGUAGCUACUGUCUCAUCGCGAAAAUUCACUUCGCUCAUCCGACUCAUCUUCAACAUCGCCUACUCUGUCAGUUUGGCGGGUGUGUCUUCCGCUCUCUUCACCUUUUCAGCACGCGUAUUGGGCGUUCCUGAUUUGGAGAAAUUGAACGUCGCUCCCUUGGGUGUCGCUGCCAGUGGUGCCGCCGCUGGCCUGUUUUUGUUCCAAGCUAUUCUCGGUGGAAGCUCAUGGUUGGCUUGGUUCUUCUUGGCCAUUGACUCUAUUGUCCUCAAGAUCGCUUUGUAUGUUACUGUGGCUACGUUGGCUGGUGGUCUGUAUGGAUGGGUUUUCCAGAUUGGCCGAGACAAACGCCAAGUCACUGGUCUUACCAACAAGACGCAAUAA
Umbelopsis ramanniana AG is the source of this 504-nucleotide messenger RNA. RefSeq lists its product as uncharacterized. The record is from RefSeq and is a predicted model, not a curated record. NCBI's taxonomy places the organism in Eukaryota, Fungi, Mucoromycota, Umbelopsidomycetes, Umbelopsidales, Umbelopsidaceae. The coding region runs from base 1 to 504 and encodes 167 amino acids. The transcript has a single exon.